CGCCGAGAAUGUGAAAACAACACGAACGACGCCCUAAUUUAGCUGCAGGGGCGCGACGCAACGGCGUGGUCGUGAUUGAUCUCACAUGAGCACACACAUGACGUCACAUGACCACUCACAUGAUCAUUUGCAAGGACUCGCACACGACUCUGAAUUACCACUUCCACCAAUACUCACGUGACGAUAGCAACUGAUAACCAUGCGCACGUGAGGUUGCUGGACUCUCCGCUCCAGGCCCGGGAUUCUCCACCAAUCCGGCGCCAUGCCAGUGUGUGGCCCAGCCCCGUGAUAACCUCAAGGGUUCAGUUAAAACGACCCUUUUUCCCCAAUUGCUGGCAAUUGACAAAAUGAUUGGCCUCCCAUUGGACCCCACUGACCCCAGAGAACGUCGCAGAAGACAUGGUUUCUAUGCCAUCGCUGUAGGUGUUCUCGUGACCAUCAUCGUGUUAACCACCACCAACCUCGUUGGCUACUUGAGAAUUGUUGCUGCUCCCGUUGAUAAGGAUAUCUGCCCACUCUAUGACCCAAUUGCCCCAGCUUCCUUCCACAAGGACAAUGCCACUGUUCUCGACAUUCUCUACGACAAGAAGUACAGAAAGCAAAGUGUUAAGAAGCUCCAGGGUGCGGUCAAGAUUGAUACCACCAUUGUGGACAACCAACCAGAUGUGGAUGAGGCUCCCGAAAUCUGGGCCAAGUUCCAAAAGAUUCACGACUACCUCGAGGAAGCUUUCCCAUUGGUGUACGCCAACCUCGAGGUCCAGAAAGUGAACACUUAUGGCCUUGUGUUCUACUGGAAAGGUUCUGAGGACCUCAAGCCGCUUAUGUUGACUGGACAUCUCGACACGGUUCCUAUCCAAAAGGACUCCAUUGGUGAUUGGACUUACCCACCAUACGAUGCCCACUAUGAUGGAGAGUUCCUCUACGGCAGAGGUUCCGUCGAUUGCAAAAAUGUGGUGAUUGCUAUUUUGGAAUCCUUGGAAUUGCUUUUGCACAAGGGUUUCAAGCCCCAGAGACCAAUUCUUGCUGCUUUUGGUUUUGAUGAAGAAGCUUCUGGAAGACACGGUGCCUCUAGUAUUGCUACUUACUUGGAAGAGCGUUUUGGCCACAAUUCAGUCUACGCUAUCAUUGAUGAAGGUCCAGGAUUACUUCUUGACGGCCUCACCGAUACUAUCGUCGCUCCUCCAGCAGUGGCAGAAAAGGGCUACAUGGACAUCGAGGUCCAAGUCAGGACCAAAGGUGGACAUUCCUCAACUCCUCCUGAUCACACUUCCAUUGGAAUACUCUCGGAACUUAAUUACGUUAUCGAACAGGACCCUUAUGAGCCAGUUUUCACCAAGAAGAGUCCACUCUUGGACUACGUCCAGUGCAUGGCUGUUCACGACCCAAAGAAAAAGCUUGGUAAGCUCGCUAAAAAGGCCAUUCUUCAAGCCGGUUACAACAAGGUUGCCAAUUCCAAGGUUGUUAAGUCACUCUUACAGAACAAGGUUAUUAGUUCGUUGAUCCGGACUACCCAAGCCAUCGACUUAAUUAGCGGUGGUGAAAAGGCCAAUGCUUUACCGGAAUCUGCCAGUGCUGUUGUAAACCACAGAAUUGCCAUUGAAUCUAACACUAGUGAAUUGAAGCAUCACUUUACCUCUAGAGUGAUCAAGGUUGCCAAGAAUCACAACUUGGAAGUUGUUGCUUUUGGAGAAACUGUCUAUUCGCCUAAGGAUUCCAAGGGUGUUAUCAGGGUCGAUGCCUUUGGCACUCCAUUGGAAAUUGCUCCUUUGACCCCUACUUCUGGCAGUGUGUACGAGUACUUUGCUGGUGUUGUUAGACAUGUUUUUGAAGAAUUGGUCUUCCCUGAUUACCCUUACCCUAUCGUUACUGCUCCUAUUAUCAUGCCUGGUAAUACCGACACCAAGCACUACUGGAACUUGACCAAACACAUCUACAGAUCCUCGCCAUACUUCUUUAAUGUUUUAGUUGAUGGAGGAAUCCAUAGUGUGGAUGAAAAGAUCUUGUUUGACGCUCACUUGCAGCUUCACGCUUUCUUCUACGAGUAUAUCCAAGCCGUUGAUACCAGCAAGGCAGGAUAAGCGUAUUAACCAGUUUAUUGGUUCCGAUCUUCUUUAUUUAUAGUGUGAUUCGAAUAAAUAACGGCAAUUUUCUUCAUGGCUAGUCAAACCAUCUGCAUUAGCUUUGAUUUCGCUUUAUUUAACCCGAAAUUCCUACAUAUCGAC
Molecule: messenger RNA, 2222 nt
Organism: Suhomyces tanzawaensis NRRL Y-17324
Lineage: Eukaryota; Fungi; Ascomycota; Pichiomycetes; Serinales; Debaryomycetaceae
Product: Gly-Xaa carboxypeptidase
Exons: 1
Coding region: 348-2078 (576 amino acids)
Cellular component (GO): fungal-type vacuole lumen
Molecular function (GO): metallocarboxypeptidase activity
Source: RefSeq, a predicted model, not a curated record